This is a messenger RNA of Brienomyrus brachyistius, 3282 nucleotides long. It is a transcript of the gene fam110d, whose product is annotated as family with sequence similarity 110 member D. NCBI's taxonomy places the organism in Eukaryota, Metazoa, Chordata, Actinopteri, Osteoglossiformes, Mormyridae. The record is from RefSeq and is a predicted model, not a curated record. The transcript has 2 exons. Bases 832 to 2049 code for a protein of 405 amino acids.
UACACACACGCCGCUUUACAGGGCGAUCCUCACUCGCCACUUCGCAGCGGACGCGCCAGCUCCGGGGCUGACUGAUCAGAAUAGCGGAGCUCGGAUAAGAUCCCGGACGGAGUACGGGGGCUGUACCGUAAGACUUUCUGACUUCACAGGGAGCAUCGUGAAUAAGACAAAGAUCUGACACGGGUCACCCCAUCAGCGGCGGUCAGGACGUCAGGCAGUCCCGAGACAGCCGACAAGGGCAAAUAUUUGAGUCAAUUACACCUCCCUUUCCGGGGCCACCAUCACAAAAGGAAGAUCAAGGGGGAGGUGGAGCUCUUGAAGGGAGAGGGACAAGGCCAGGGAAAAAUAGCGGCCCCUUCCCAGUGAACUCUGGAGGCUAUUUCUGGUGCUUCGUGGGCAAACUGGCUACUCAUUUAGGGAAACUUGGAUGUUGGAAAAAGGAUUUACCAGUUGCCUACCCAUUCAUCCCCGGGUCUGUGUAAGUGCUGGAUAUAGAUAUCAAUUUGUACGGCUCCCAAUCUGACCGACAAGGACGCUAACUUUAGCGAAGCUGAGAGUGAGCUCUGCUAUUGCGGCUCCUGGAAUUGGUACCCUUCUCCGGGACCGACUUCCGACACCACGGGGUCCUCUGUUUGUAGCUCUGUUUCUCUAACUGGGCUCUUGGAGUAAAAUUCAUGUCCAUCUCCAGAGCCACAUAUCGUUAGCCUGUUGCUCUCUGGCAAAGUGUGUGAGGGUGUGCCGGCCCACAUCAGAGUCACGCCCUCAGUGCCACCAGGCAGCCGUUUGCUGCCCCAGCUGCUUUGAUGUCCUUUACCAGCAGGGCGGCGCACCAUGAAGCCUCUGACGCCAAUCGGCUCCCCGUCCCCCCUGAGGCUCCUGAACAAGGGUCCCGAAUACCUGCGUAGGCAGAUGGAUGGCGGGGGCAGGGGCCCUGCACUCAGUGCCGUGGAGCGACUGGAGGCUGACAAGGCCAAAUAUGUGAAGAGCCAGCAGGUCAUCAACACCAAGCAGGAGCCAGUGCUGGCACCCUGUGCCACCCCUCCCCCCGUGCCUCGGCGUCCCCUUGCUGUGUCUGGCGCCUCCACACCUCGCCCCAGCUCCCGCCGUACACCAGACUCUCCGUAUUUAGUCCUGGGCUCCCUCGUCAUUCGACAUGAGGACGAGGAGGACGCCAAAAAGGAGAACUGGCGCAAUGCUGGUGUGGAGGAGCGAAACUGGAGCAACACUGGGCGGGCAUCCCCGGGGCCCAUCGUCCUCAUCUCCCCUCUGGUGGCCCCUCACAGCGCCCCGCUGCUGCGGCGCAGUACCGGCAAGCGUAUGCUGCGGCCCGACUCGCUCGUCAUCUAUCGGCAGAAGAAGGAGUGCAAAAACACCAGUGGCAGUGGCAGCAGAGUCGAGGCUAAGACCUAUAGCUUCGUGCGGCGGCUCUUUCAGGGGUCCAUGCGGGAUCGGGGCAGGCCCCCGAAAAUGACCAUCAGCGAGGAGAGGGCGCAGGACGAAGAGUCCCGCAUGUCCUGGACAGACCAACGGGAUGCGUCACAGGAGACCAAGAACUCGAUCAAGAUGGACCAUGGCUCUAUGUCGACCCCCAACAGCCCUCGUUCACCUGAGAGGAUGCAGCACAGUGCGCCACAGGACCCCAGCGACCCCUGGAGGCUGGCUGUGCCUCAGGAGACAGUCGGGCUGCGGCGGACCAAAUCGGACCUCCGCCUACGCUGUUCACUGGCACUGUCUGACAAGGAGCGCUUCUUUGACUACUGUGGGCUGGACUUGGAACUGGUGCAGAGGCUGGGCCCCGAAAACUUCCCAUCAGGCAGCAGCUCCGUGGACACGCUGUCCCUGGUGCUGCGCAGCGUCAGCGGCGGUGGCGGACCUGGCUCAGAGGCCAGCGAGUUCUCCCGGCACUCGGGGGAGGGGCUCGCCGAGGAGGAGCUGACAGAGCAGUUGCCGUCGGUCGUGUCCAUCAUCGAGAGGAACGCCCGCGUCAUCAAGUGGCUCUACGGUUGCAGGAACGCUGUCCAGCAGGGGCCCAAAGAGUCCACUGUAUAGCCAAAUGCCUCUGCGGAUUGGCAUCGCGUACUGUAAAUUCUGGGGUGUGCCCCCGGUUUGGGAUAUCAGGAAUCUCGGCAGUCCGAGAACAUCCGGCUGGUGACAGUGUCCUCCCUCAUCUUUUGACAGAGGCCAGUAACGACAAGGCACAUAAAUUCCAGAAGGGAAACUCGCAAUAACGCCAACUGUGUUAUUUACCAGUUGGUGGCUCUGCUGUUUUGGGUGACGCAAGCAUCCCUCAGCAGCAGACAGAUCGGCCCUGGCCUCCACCGUGCUGGAUCUCUCUCUUCUUGUGUAACGUGGCCAAGAGACUACCUUCAGGCCAGUUAGAGUCCUGAGCUGUUUGGUGGGGGGAGAGGAGGGCAGAGGGGGGAGGGGAAGAUUGGCGAAUUGAAAAACAGGUUUAUCUCUGCGCUGUAAACAUUCACAGGGGACAGGGAGGCAUCUGAGUGCGAGGGGAGUUGAAAACCCCAUGGGUUAUUUUAACAUACUGCCUCUUUGGCAUUUCUCAUGAGUCUGGUAAUGUGUGUGUGUGUGUGAGUGUGUGUGUGUGUGUCUGAAAUGCAUUGGCACCCCCAUCCUGCCUAGAUGCCCCCUGCCUCAUAAUCUGGGCUUCCUGGAAUAAGCUUCAGGCCCUACAUUGGUUAAGCUGUUAUGGAAGAUGGAUGGAGAUAGCGUGAACAAGUGGAUGGAGGCUGGGUCUCCUUGUCCGGAGUUUGUGUCCUAUUCUUCAUGUAUUUCUCGUCAGUCUGAGCAAUGCAAGGUUGUCUUAUAAAUACAGUCAUGAAACACAGCACACGAGUCCUUAGAUCCAUUAACAGGUGACUGGCAGUAUUGUACCGAAAUCAGAAUCACAUGAGCAUCUGGAAUGUGUCAUUAUUACCGUCAUGGGGUACAGCUGCCAGCUUCUCGCCUGCUGUGUUAGGUCACUCCCUCAAGGUCCCUUCAGGACUUUCCCCUUUGGCCAUCGUUCUGGGUGGGACCGAAGGCACGUAGUACACAGGGACACGGAGAAGGCUCACGACCUUCAUCAGACAUGCUUUUAGGGAUCACUUCUUCUGCAGCAUGUUGCAGCUUCAUGAAAACCAAGCCAGAAGUGUUUAGUGAUAUUUCUGAGAAAUGUUGUUAUGCAUGUUUACACCCACGGGUCUGUAUAUAUUUGGUUUAUUUCUGAGAGCUUUAUUCUCACAGGAAACCAAAUCACAAUAAAGCAGUUUUUUUUCUGACUGUGAA